GGAGCAGUUUGAGAGUUUCCCAACAGAAAAACCUGUGAGAGAGGACAGCCUCGGGCUUAGGCUUAAACAGUCUCUCUCAGUUUCAUAACACAUUUUUCUUCCCACAUCCCACAAUUUAAACCCCUUCCAACCUCCACCAUUGCUUGGAUUUACAAUUAAAGAAGAAAAGAAGAAACCUCAAGCAUGGCAGCCCCUCCACAAAUCGCGGUUGUGGGAGCCGGAAUAUUCGUAAAAACCCAAUACAUCCCGAGACUCGCCGAGAUCUCGCAUCUCCUCUGCCUCAAAUACAUCUGGAGCCGUACACAGGAAUCUGCCAGAGGAGCUGUUGAGUUAGCGAAGCAGCAUUUCCCUGGAGUGGAAUGUAAGUGGGGAGACCAAGGUCUAAACGACAUCAUUCAAGAUGCUUCUAUUCUUGGUGCUGCUGUCGUUUUGGCUGGCCAAGCUCAGGUAGAUAUCUCACUGAAGUUGCUAAAAGGAGGGAAGCAUGUCAUUCAAGAGAAACCUGCAGCAGCUAGCACAACUGAGAUAGAAACUGCACUUUCUAGUUACAAAUCCAUUUGCAGCAACCCUGGUCAACCAAUUUGGGCUGUAGCAGAAAACUAUCGAUUUGAACCUGCCUUUGUAGAGAGCAAGAAACUAAUUGCUGACAUUGGGGAUAUGAUGAAUGUCCAAAUUAUCAUUGAAGGUUCGAUGAAUAGUUCAAAUCCUUAUUUCUCUAGCUCUUGGAGGCGAAAUUUUGAGGGAGGUUUUAUUUUGGAUAUGGGCGUGCAUUUCAUUGCUGGUUUGAGGAUGAUGGUUGGUUGUGAGGUGACUUCGGUAUCGGCUAUAACCUCUCAUAUAGAUACAACUUUACCUCCUCCAGAUAUCAUUUCUUCUAAUUUUAAGCUGGAGAAUGGCUGCUCUGGAGUCUUUGUGAUGGUUGUAUCCUCGAGUUCACCUAAGGUAAUUUGGCGAGUAGUCGGCAUGAAAGGAACAGUACAAGUUGAGCGUGGAAAACAAGAGGGAAGGCAUGGUUACCUGGUUUCACUAUACAGUGCAGAUGGGCAAUGCAAAAGCACAUUCUACCCAUUCUGUGGAGUACAUGAAGAAUUAAAAGCUUUUAUACAUGACAUUCUACGGGCGACCCUGAAGGAGGGAAGUGGCUAUGAAGCUGAACCUCGCAGCUCAUAUGUGGAAGGUGCGAGGGAUGUUGCUGUGUUAGAGGCAAUGCUUGAAUCUGGAAACAAGGGUGGAGCCUUGGUUCAUGUGAAAAAAUUGUAGGUUGAGCAUGGCCAUGGAUCUCGACUGCCGACAAAAGUUUAUCAGUAAGAAUAUGGAUUCACAAACUCUUUUACAAGAUUGUCACUUUAAUGAAGCAUUCAGGGUUGAUAAAAUUGAAGGAACUCAUAGAGGGAACCUUGGAACAAUAAAAAUAGGGUGUAGAAACCAUAGAAAUGGGUAUAAUUGAAUAAAAAUGAGAAAAUGUUUUCUCCAUCUCUGCAA
Molecule: messenger RNA, 1482 nt
Organism: Theobroma umbraticum
Lineage: Eukaryota; Viridiplantae; Streptophyta; Magnoliopsida; Malvales; Malvaceae
Product: NAD(P)-binding Rossmann-fold superfamily protein
Biological process (GO): NADPH regeneration
Cellular component (GO): cytoplasm
Molecular function (GO): oxidoreductase activity; nucleotide binding
Source: RefSeq, a predicted model, not a curated record